Messenger RNA from Cricetulus griseus (Chinese hamster), 1646 nucleotides. The record is from RefSeq and is a predicted model, not a curated record. NCBI's taxonomy places the organism in Eukaryota, Metazoa, Chordata, Mammalia, Rodentia, Cricetidae.
AAAGUGCUAGGUGGGGACAGUGUUGCUUGUGCACCAGUGUCACAUUAUCGGACUGUUAAAAAUGUGGAUUCCAGUGAGGAGAGUGUGGAUUCAGAUGAAGACUGCUCUCUUUGGAAACGGAAGCGACAGAAAUGUCUUAACCCUCCUCCCAAACCAGAGCCUUUUCCGUUUGGCCAGAGCAGUCAGAAAACAGCUCUCAAUGGAGGGAGGAAGGUGAACAAUAUUUGGGGUGCUGUGCUCCAGGAACAAAAUCAAGAUGCGGUGGCCAUUGAACUUGGCAUCCUGGGAAUGGAAGGUACCCUUGACAGAAGCAGGCAGUCUGAGACCUACAAUUAUUUGCUUGCUAAGAAACUUAAGCGGGAGUCUCAAGAGUCCACAAAAGAAUUAGACAAAGAUCUAGAUGAAUAUAUGCAUGGUGAUAAAAAACCGGGGUCAAAGGAAGAAGAGAAUGGGCAAGGUCAUCUCAAACGGAAACGGCCUGUCAAAGACAGACUGGGCAACAGAGUAGAAAUGAACUACAAAGGCCGCUAUGAGAUCACCGAAGAUGACUCUCAAGAGAAAGUGGCUGAUGAAAUUGCUUUCAGGUUACAGGAACCAAAGAAAGACCUGAUAGCCCGAGUAGUGAGGAUAAUUGGGACCAAAAAAGCCAUUGAACUUUUGAUGGAAACUGCUGAAGUUGAGCAGAAUGGUGGUCUUUUUAUAAUGAAUGGUAGUCGAAGAAGAACACCUGGUGGGGUUUUCCUGAAUCUCCUGAAAAACACUCCUAGCAUCAGUGAAGAACAAAUUAAGGACAUUUUCUACAUUGAAAAUCAAAAGGAAUAUGAAAAUAAAAAAGCUGCUAGAAAAAGAAGAACACAGCUAUUGGGGAAAAAAAUGAAACAAGCUAUUAAAAGUCUGAAUUUUCAAGAAGAUGAUGAUACAUCACGAGAAACUUUUGCAAGUGACACUAAUGAGGCCCUGGCCUCUCUUGAUGAAGCCCAGGAAGGACCUAGCGAAACCAAGCUGGAUGCUGAGGAAGCCAUCGAGGUGGACCAUCCUCAGGAUUUGGACAUCUUUUAGGCAUAUUUUGAACAUUUUGAAGAAUAGACCUUUGUAAAAACAAUAGUUUCCGUUUCUACUGAGGUUGCUGUAUGCACUGAAUCUGGAGAAAGGAAAGCUGUUUUUGUUUCUUGUUUGAAGUAAAAAUUGUAUGUGGGCAGUCAGAUGCCACUGGCAGCAGUGUCUGACAGGUGUACAGCAUGGUUUUUGGUUUUGUUUUUGUUUUGUUUUGUUUUGUUUUUGUUUUGUUUUGUUUUUUUUUGGUUUUUGGUUUUUGGAGACAGGGUUUCUCUGUGUAGUUUUGGAGCCUAUCCUGGCACUCGCUCUGGAGACCAGGCUGGCCUCGAACUCACAGAGAUCCGUCUGCCUCUGCCUCCCCAGUGCUGGGAUCAAAGGCGUGCACCACCAACGCCCGGCCAGUAUGAGUUUUAAUUGCUCAUUCUGCUGCAUGUAGUGACUGUUAACGCCUAGUUCUACUUGCGCCUGCUCUGUUCAGCUCACUGUUUCAUGCCAUUAAGAAGCUUUUAUUUUCUGGUUUGUCUUUGUGGUGAACUAUGCUUUGGUUUUAACACAUUCCAUUAAAAUAUGCCAUAAUAUGCAUAAAUUGC